AUGAGAACUGUAGGGAUACUGCUCUAUGAUGAAUUUGAAGCUUUAGAUGCCUAUGGGCCCUACGAGUUUCUGUCUGGAAAUCCGUUUAUGAAAUCGCAUUUCAAAGUGGUAACAAUUACGUCAGAUGGCAAACCAGUCAAGAUUCAUGUGGGACAACAGGUCGAGGCUCACUAUUCUUUCGAAUCGUGCCCUCAUCUGGAUGUACUCUUCAUUCCCGGUGGCAAUGGUUGUGAAAAUGUAUUAAAGCACCAACCAACGAUGGACUUUGUAAAGACUCGAUCCGAGAAGGCAGAAUUCGUUUGGACAGUUUGUACGGGGUCUUGGAUACUGGCUGCUACUGGACUAUUGGAUGGCAAAAGGGCAACUAGCAAUAAAAUGGUUUUCGCAAUGGCAAAAGGAGUUCGUCCUCAAGUAAACUGGAUUGAAAAGGCAAGAUGGAUUGAAGAGGGCAAAUAUUGGACAUCCUCAGGAGUGUCUGCUGGAAUGGACAUGAUUUUCGCCGCUAUCUCGAAACUGGUCUCGCCUCAAGCAGCCAAAAAUGUUGCAGAUGCUAUUGAAUAUGCACCACAUACUGAUGCUAGUUGGGAUCCCUUCUCGGAAAUGUAUAAGGGCACUCCAGCCAAGCUGGAAGUUGCUAAACCACCAACCAAGAAAACAAUCGGAAUCUUCCUAUAUGACAUUUACGAAGCCCUAGACGUCUAUGGUCCCUAUGAGCUUCUUGGGUGCCCACUUUUGGAGCCAUUCUUCAAUAUCGUGACGUUUAGCAGAGAUGGCAAGCCAGUCAAGAUUCACGUGGGACAAACCGCAUAUGUGGACUAUUCACUGGAGAGUUGUCCACCUUUGAAUAUUUUAUUCAUUCCUGGAGGAUUUGGUACAAUUCGAGUGCUCUACGAUUUCGAAACACUGGCAUCAUUGAAGGCGAAAGCCGAAAGGGCUGAAAUGGUUUGGACGGUUUGCACUGGAUCGUGGAUUUUGGCUCAAACUGGCUUGCUAUAUGGAAAACGUGCCACUAGUAACAAGAUGCUCUUUUCAGUCACCUCUGCGUUUAAGAACAUUGAUUGGGUCGCUAAGGCGCGAUGGGUGCGCGAUGGCAAGUAUUGGACUUCAUCUGGAGUCUCUGCUGGCGUACACGACAUCGUCAAGGAAGAAUUGGAAAAGGGAUACGAAGCAUUCCUCAAGGGUGAUGUUACCUACAUCAUGAAGAACUUGGCCAGCGCAGACAUCCCCGUCACAGUCAACACACCCGGACUUUCCGUAUCCGGUCAACACAAAUUCACCGAAUACUUGGCUGCCAACCAAAAAGCUUUGGCCGGUGUCUCCAACAUGAAGAUUGAGCUUAUGGAAGUCAAGUUCCACCCAGGCAACAAGGCUGAAGCUAUCCUCCACACCAACUUCACCAAGGGAGGCAAGACCUACGAUGAUGCCAAGGAAUCACAGAUCUGGUCAUACAGCGAUGCUGGAAAAUUGACUGCCAUGGUCACUGAAUACCACGAUGUCGAAACUGCCAAGAUGUUACUCGCUUAA
This is a messenger RNA of Synchytrium microbalum, 1524 nucleotides long. RefSeq lists its product as uncharacterized. The coding region runs from base 1 to 1524 and encodes 507 amino acids. The transcript is spliced from 12 exons. Lineage: Eukaryota; Fungi; Chytridiomycota; Chytridiomycetes; Synchytriales; Synchytriaceae. The record is from RefSeq and is a predicted model, not a curated record.